UGUAACUGAGCUCUACAGUCUUUGAAAGUCUUUAGUUUGAUAGAAAUGUAUUUAGUCUGCUCGUGAUAAUAUUAAUAUUACAGCUAGUUAGCCGUAUGCUAUAGACUAUGCUGCCCAGUGGUUACAUUUUCGUGUUUGUAUUUCUUUGUAUUUACUAUCUGUUGCAAUGGCGGCGUCGUCCUAAGAAUUUCCCACCCGGCCCACUCGGCAUUCCAUUGUUUGGCAUAGCGCCGUUCGCUGGUGUUGAUAUGCAUAAAUACCUUGCCACCUAUUAUGCGAAAUACGGUGGCGUGAUGUCAUUUCGACUUGCAACUAAAGACUGGAUUGUUCUGAACGACAUUGAAGCAAUAACACAGGCACUGUUAAAGCAAGGAGAGAGCUUCUCUGGGCGACCGCAGUCAUACUUAAUGAACCAAUUGACUGAAGGAUGCGGUAUUGUGUUUUCCACAGGACCACGAUGGCAAGCACAGCGUCGAUUUGUAUUAACGGCACUGAAAACCCUAGGAAUGGGAAAAAGAAGCAUGGUCGGAAUUAUAAACGAAGAAAACCAGAAUUUUUUAUCCGUAAUACAAUCUUCUGGAGGAAAGGUUAACAUUUUGUCUGAAUUUCGGAAACUCCUGUCGAAUAUUGUUACUAAUCUGAUAAUGGGAAAGCGUUUUAACUACGAAGACGAGAAGCUGCAAGCUAUUGUGGAUCAUAGGCCGACAAGCAGCGUCGUUAUGUUUAUUCCGUUUCUUCGAUUUAUACCACCAUUCAAACAAGGCUAUCAGAGAUUAAUCGCCAGCACGCAACGGGUUUUAGAUAUUAUCUCGGAAAUAACUGAAGAGCACAAAAAUUCUUUUGACGAAAACAACCUUAGAGAUUUUAUCGAUAUAUUUCUGUUGGAGAUGAAACGACGGAACAGCGAAUAUUUCACAGAGCUGCAGUUGUUGCAUUUAGUACGAGACUUAUUUGUCGGAGCUAUUGACACGACAACAGCUACGUUAGGAUGGGGAAUCAUAUGUUUACUACAUUACCCGGAAUGCCAAGUUAGAAUACAGGAAGAAAUAGACGAUGUUAUCG
Messenger RNA from Ciona intestinalis (vase tunicate), 1062 nucleotides. The record is from RefSeq and is a predicted model, not a curated record. Lineage: Eukaryota; Metazoa; Chordata; Ascidiacea; Phlebobranchia; Cionidae.